Molecule: messenger RNA, 488 nt
Organism: Anopheles darlingi
Lineage: Eukaryota; Metazoa; Arthropoda; Insecta; Diptera; Culicidae
Gene: Tbca
Product: tubulin-specific chaperone A
Exons: 2
Coding region: 144-488 (114 amino acids)
Biological process (GO): post-chaperonin tubulin folding pathway; tubulin complex assembly
Cellular component (GO): microtubule cytoskeleton; cytosol
Molecular function (GO): beta-tubulin binding
Source: RefSeq, a predicted model, not a curated record
CUGUAGAACAGGCAGGCUUUGCUAAAAUCAGGCAAUUAACAAACGAAGCAAGCUGCACGUGGGAAUAACUCCGUGGUCUGCGCUUGUGCUAUUUCGAAGUGUUUCCGCUUUAAUCCAUCCUCUUUACCUUUACCGCGUUUGCAAUGUCUGAUCCGCGGCUGCGCCAGCUCACGAUCAAAACAGGUGUGGUGAAGCGGCUGUCGAAGGAGAAGACUGUUUACGAGAAAGAGGUCGUAACCCAGCAGAACCGCAUCGAGAAGCUGAAAACCACCGGUUCCGACGAUCAUGUACUACGGAAGCAGGACGAAGUGCUGCAGGAAUCGAUGAUGAUGAUACCGGACUGCCAGCGACGAUUGGCCAAAGCACACGAGGAACUGUCGGAGAUGCUUAAAAACGAGGAAGAGCUGAAGGAAACAGAACAGUACCAGACGGCGUUACAAGUGCUGGAGGAAGCGAAAGUGAAUCUACCGCAGAAAAUUACUGCAUAG